Messenger RNA from Dentiscutata heterogama, 2118 nucleotides. The record is from the annotation of a GenBank genome assembly. Lineage: Eukaryota; Fungi; Glomeromycota; Glomeromycetes; Diversisporales; Gigasporaceae.
AUGACGCAACUCUUGUCACACAAAACUAAGUUGGUUUUACACACAUCAGCACAUCAAAAAGAUUAUCAUAUUUGUAUUUCACAUUUAGUAGCGAUGUUAUUUCGUGGGCGUAGUUCUGUUUUGAACCUUGCAGCGCUGAAAAGAACCAUUACACCUAACCAAAAAAUUCUUUUUCGAAAUUUCAUAACUUUAAAUGCUUACAAAAGAUAUCCAUUGUCAUUUGUGCCGAAUUCAAAAAUUACAUUUUCACAUUAUGCGGACAAAAGAUUUUAUGCUGGUGGACCGGGCAAUAUACGGAUUAAUCCUGGGCAAGGCGCACCGUCGAAAGGUCAUUCACUCGAAGAAUUCGGCUACGACCUGACUAAACUUGCAGCGGAAGGAAAGCUUGAUCCUGUGAUUGGACGUGAGGAAGAAAUCAGGCGCACUAUACAAGCUGGUGUUGGAAAAACGGCAAUUGCUGAGGGACUGGCUCAAAGAAUUGUCAAGGGCGAAGUCCCAGAAAGUAUUAAAGAUAAAAAGGUGAUAGCUUUGGAUCUAGGAUCACUUAUCGCAGGUUCAAAGUAUAGAGGGGAAUUUGAAGAACGACUCAAAGCAGUAUUACGUGAAGUUCAGGAAGCCGAAGGAAAAUUUAUUUUAUUUAUUGAUGAAUUGCAUACCUUGCUUGGAUUAGGAAGGUCUGAAGGAUCAAUAGAUGCUGGAAAUUUACUCAAACCGGCUUUGGCUAAAGGUAUAUUAAGAUGUUGUGGUGCUACGACGAUCGAUGAAUAUCGUAAAUAUAUCGAAAAGGAUCCUGCGUUGGCCAGGAGAUUUCAAUCUGUGAUGAUCGUAGAACCAAAUGUCGAAGAAACAAUAACAAUUUUACGAGGUCUUAAAGAAAAAUAUGAAAUACACCAUGGUGUUCGGAUUUCAGAUUCCGCUCUUGUUGCUGCUGCCACAUACUCUCAUCGAUAUAUUACGGAUAGAUUUCUUCCAGAUAAAGCAAUAGAUCUUGUUGACGAAGCAUGCUCAAAGCUUCGUUUACAGCAAGAAAGCAAGCCUGAAGCAAUUGACAAUCUUGAUAGACAAAUAAUAAUUCUUCGAAUUGAAUUGGAAUCAUUGAGGAAAGAAACAGAUUUGGCUUCUCAGGAACGUCGAAAGAAAUUACAGAUAGAAUUAGAUGAGAAACAAAAAGAAUUAGAUAGUCUCAACAUGAUUUGGCAGGAAGAGCGUGCUAAACUAAAAGAAAUUAAGAAUAUUAAAUCUCAAUUAGAGCAAGCUAAAAUUGAGUUAGAAUCAGUUCAGAGACAAGGUAACUUCACUCGAGCAAGCGAACUUCGCUAUGGAGUUAUUCCAGAAUUAGAAAAACAGCUUCCUCAUGAUGGUGAAGAAGAAGGUUCAGAAUCACUUCUUCGUGAAAGAGUUAUUGCGGAUGACAUUGGAAUCAUUGUAUCUCGGAUAACUGGAAUUCCAAUUCACAACUUGCUUCGAAGCGAAAGGGAUAAAUUAUUACAUAUGGAAGAAAAUCUUUCACAACGUGUUGUAGGGCAAGAUGAAGCUAUUCGAGCUGUGUCAGAAGCGGUCAGGCUGAGUCGUGCUGGAUUACAAAGUCCUUCACGACCAAUUGCUUCAUUUUUGUUCCUCGGCCCCACAGGGGUAGGAAAGACUGAGCUUUGUAAAGCUAUCGCAGAGUUUUUGUUUGAUACAGAAUCGUCCAUCAUUCGUGUUGAUAUGAGUGAAUAUAUGGAAAAGUUUGCGGUAUCACGUUUGGUCGGUGCACCCCCUGGCUAUAUUGGAUAUGAAGAAGGAGGUGAACUCACAGAGGCAGUUCGACGUAAGCCGUUUUCAGUUGUUCUCUUGGAUGAAAUGGAAAAGGCUCAUAGAGACGUAUCCAACUUAUUAUUACAGAUCUUGGAUGAUGGACAUGUUACCGACUCGCAAGGUCGAAAGAUUGAUUUCCGUAAUACAAUCAUUAUCAUGACAAGUAAUCUUGGUGCUGAUAUUUUAGUCGCGUCAGAUAUUGUAGAAGAGGGUAAAGUAAGCGAUUUGACAAAAGCUGCAGUACUUGAUGUCGUAAGAAGACAUUUUUUACCAGAAUUCAUAAAUCGUAUUGACGAAAUGGUAAGAGAUCAAUUAUAUUGA